AUGGCAGUGGAUAAAAUUAUAUGGAAAAUAUUAUUGGACUUUAUCGUUUUAGCAUGCGUUGGUGUACCCUUACUUAUGAUAUAUUUGUUCGCGGAACCAUUUCACCGUGGAUACUUCGCAGACGAUGACUCCCUCAAACUUCCAUUCAAAGAGCAAACGAUAUCUGAAAGCCUGCUGGCGAGUCUCGGGUUUGCUUUGAAUGUAGUCACUAUAAUAAUAAUGGAGUUGGUACGUGAUAAGCGAGGUAAGGGUAUUGGAGACAAGUUUGUAUCUGGCACAUUAUUCCCUGGCUGGGUUUGGGAAUCUUACUGUGCUAUUGGCGUCUUCACGUUUGGCGCAGCCUGCCAGCAACUUACUGUUAAUUCAGCCAAAUACGUCAUCGGGAGAUUACGACCUCAUUUCUUUGAUGUUUGCCAGCCCAUACCAAACAACACUACAAACACUAUGGGCUACAUCCAAGACUUCACAUGUCUUGGCGCAGAUGCCGCUCAUCUUAAGGACAUGAGGCUGUCAUUUCCUAGCGCUCAUUCAAGUUUCGCUAUGUAUAGCGCUGUAUUCUUCAUAUUAUACGUCCAAGUGAAGGGUAAGUGGCGUGGAUCAAAGCUUCUUCGUCACGCUGUUCAGUUCGCUGUUCUCAUGGCAGCCUGGUAUGUGGGCCUCUCACGUAUAGUAGACCACAUGCACCACUGGAGCGACGUGGCAGUGGGCUUCGCUGUCGGAGCUGUGUAUGGAAUUAUAGUGUUCAUCUUCGUAUUAAAACCGAAGAAGUACGGAGAACCAACGUGGGAACCGCCUCCUCCUGAAAUGUUGCCACGACCAGUGCUCUCGAGAUGA
Danaus chrysippus (African queen) is the source of this 834-nucleotide messenger RNA. The record is from the annotation of a GenBank genome assembly. NCBI's taxonomy places the organism in Eukaryota, Metazoa, Arthropoda, Insecta, Lepidoptera, Nymphalidae.